Molecule: messenger RNA, 1236 nt
Organism: Danaus chrysippus (African queen)
Lineage: Eukaryota; Metazoa; Arthropoda; Insecta; Lepidoptera; Nymphalidae
Source: the annotation of a GenBank genome assembly
AUGGCUUCCAAGCAUCUCGAAGAUGAGGGUGGGAUGAUGGAGUAUUUUCCAACUGAAUUGUUGGAAAAUAUCUUCAUGCAUCUGUCUCCGAUCGAGCUCGCUGUAUGUCAGCAAGUUUGCAAGAGAUUCAAGCGCAUUAUUGAUUGCUACUUCCGAGAUGAGAACUAUUGGAAGCGUAGGCUCUCUAGCGAUUACCCCGACAUUUGCCAUGUUGUUCUGCGUAAAUGCAAGCCGCACAUGCCCUACCACAACAUCUACAAGUCCCUUACGCUGUGGCCCCGCUUCAAUCAGGUCACUGAGGUGCAGAACAGCUUCGCUUGCCCAACAACAGCUCAAGGCGAAGUUAAGGGCUUUAUACUUCUGAAGUAUAACGAGAUGGCCGUUCACACUCACGGCGGCAUAUACUACUGGAACUUACGUUCCCUGCAUCCCAUAACUCGGGGACCGAUGUACGGGAAUUAUUUGAAAUACUACGAAGCUGAAAACAUCAUCGUGAUUUUGGGGAUGUCUCUCAAUUUAUUUGUUCAGUGGCCUAUCUCGCCAGAAUCUGUUGAAUAUAACGAGAUGAGGUUGAGCCGCGUCAGGACCUUCUUGGUCCACAACAGAGCUAUGUACAUCGUCUUUUCUGACGAUGAGAUAUCAUUUUGCCAGCUCUACACGGCAAACUUCGAGAUGAGAACACUGCAGAAGAUGCGAGACAUGGUCGUCGCUCUCGGAUUUAGCAACGGCCAUCUUAAUAUACUAACAUACAGGCGCAACCUGUACAAGCUAUGCAACGAUGAGAUCGUUUUCCAACGCGCAUUGGAUUUGCAAUGCAAUAUGCUCGAAUUGUUGAGGCGCUACAACUUCUUGGAAAAUUUCGAUUGGAGGACAUUCUUCCGUUGGGUUUUUCUGGCAAACCCAACCAUAUGUCGCGGCCCGCUGCAAGACAUCACGCUGGUCAAGCAAUACGGCGAUCUGUUCUUCGUCGGUACCCUCUGGGGCAUCGUGCGCAUAUACUACAAGCCGUACGUGAAUGGCGAAUUGGACAUCUUCAGUACGCAGCCACUGAAGGAAUAUAAUUUCCUGAAAACCUUCUGCUUCUCUUACCCGGCCUGCCCCGUGCUGUCUAUCGACGUGGUUGAGGAACAUGGAUGCCACAGGCUCUAUAUCGCCAUGCCGAAGGGUAUCUGCGUCUUGAACUUCCACUACAAUCCACCAUUCCUGUACGGCCCUCUCCCAAUGGCUGAAAUCUAA